Molecule: messenger RNA, 638 nt
Organism: Funneliformis caledonium
Lineage: Eukaryota; Fungi; Glomeromycota; Glomeromycetes; Glomerales; Glomeraceae
Source: the annotation of a GenBank genome assembly
AUAUAACUGUUAAUUCUCAAGCAGGAUAUUAUCAUAUCAAAAUGGAUAAUGAAAAGACCUGGGUUGAUUUUAGAAUAGACGAAAAUGAUCUUACUACUCCUAUAGCAUCAGAUUUUCAACCUGAUCGUUUUCGAAGUCUUAUAAGAUAUAUAAAAUCUGAUGGUAAAUUAUCAAUUCCUUUCACAAUAGGUAUUAAUAUUUUAUCUAUUAUUAGAUUGUUAAAAGAUUCAGUAUAUAAAAAAUAUCCUGAGCUAUAUUCUAAAUUACAAGUUUUUAUUAAAGUGCAAGAAAUGACAAAAAAAAUGAUUAGAACAAUUGAAAAAAAAGGAAAACGCCUUCGAUCAGAACUACAAUCAACAUCAACAGGUAAAUUAGUUCAUAAUGGCAUAUGCAUAACCAGUGAUAUAAAGCCAGUAAGUUCAGAAAGUUUUUAUAUGGUGUUAUUUGAGCACAAACAGACAAAAAAUAAACUAUACAAUGCUAAUCGGCAAAUCAAACGGCUGAAAGUACAAUGUGAUCAUUAUUUUGAUAUCGUGGAGAAAGAGGAUAAUGAUGAUGAUGAAUUAUUAGCAUUAAUGAUUCAAGACUCUAUAAAAGAAGAAAAGCUUGGCUCAACAUUAUUGAUAAGCACCGAAUAA